Molecule: messenger RNA, 310 nt
Organism: Ceratotherium simum simum (southern white rhinoceros)
Lineage: Eukaryota; Metazoa; Chordata; Mammalia; Perissodactyla; Rhinocerotidae
Source: RefSeq, a predicted model, not a curated record
UAUGAGUGGGCAGAUAAGGUGGACAUUCAGACCUAGAGGAAGAAGCGAUGAUGAAGAAUCUUCCCAGCUAGUUGGGCCUGUGGUUCAGCCCAGUGAUGAGCAACCUCAACAAGAGGAACCACCAACUGAGAGUCAGGAUAUUACACCUGGUCAAGAGAAAGAAGGUGAAGGAGCACUUGUGGUUCAAGGGCUUGCCCUGGAAGCUAAUCAACAGAAACUGGCUCAGCCAAAGACUGGGCGUGAGUGUGGUGAUGGUCCUGAUGUCAAGGGGAAGAGACUAUGAAAUCCAGAGCCCAUGAAAAUGCCAGAA